Messenger RNA from Galeopterus variegatus (Sunda flying lemur), 3080 nucleotides. RefSeq names its product proteolipid protein 1 (gene PLP1). The record is from RefSeq and is a predicted model, not a curated record. Gene Ontology annotation, cellular component: plasma membrane; myelin sheath. NCBI's taxonomy places the organism in Eukaryota, Metazoa, Chordata, Mammalia, Dermoptera, Cynocephalidae. Gene Ontology annotation, molecular function: structural constituent of myelin sheath. The coding region runs from base 171 to 1004 and encodes 277 amino acids. Gene Ontology annotation, biological process: central nervous system myelination; axon development. The transcript has 7 exons.
UCAAUCAGAAAGCCCUUUUCAUUGCAGGAGAAGAGGACAAAGAUACUCAGAGAGAAAAAGUAAAGGACCGAAGAAGGAGUCUGGAGAGACCAGGAUCCUUCCAGCUGAACAAAGUCAGCCGCAGAGCAGACUAGUCAGCCGGCUACAAUUGGAGUCAGAGUCCCAAAGACAUGGGCUUGUUAGAGUGCUGUGCAAGAUGUCUGGUAGGGGCCCCCUUUGCUUCCCUGGUGGCCACUGGAUUGUGUUUCUUUGGGGUGGCACUGUUCUGUGGCUGUGGACAUGAAGCACUCACUGGCACAGAAAAGCUAAUUGAGACCUAUUUCUCCAAAAACUACCAGGACUAUGAGUAUCUCAUCAAUGUGAUCCAUGCCUUUCAGUAUGUCAUCUAUGGAACUGCCUCUUUCUUCUUCCUUUAUGGGGCCCUCCUGCUGGCUGAGGGCUUCUACACCACCGGUGCAGUCAGGCAGAUCUUUGGCGACUACAAGACCACCAUCUGCGGCAAGGGCCUGAGCGCAACGGUAACAGGGGGCCAGAAGGGGAGGGGUUCCAGAGGCCAACAUCAAGCUCAUUCUUUGGAGCGGGUGUGUCAUUGUUUGGGAAAAUGGCUAGGACAUCCCGACAAGUUUGUGGGCAUCACCUAUGCCCUGACCGUUGUGUGGCUCCUGGUGUUUGCCUGCUCUGCUGUGCCUGUGUACAUUUACUUCAACACCUGGACCACCUGCCAGUCUAUUGCCUUCCCCAGCAAGACCUCUGCCAGUAUAGGCAGUCUCUGUGCUGAUGCCAGAAUGUACGGUGUUCUCCCAUGGAAUGCUUUCCCUGGCAAAGUUUGUGGCUCCAACCUUCUGUCCAUCUGCAAAACAGCUGAGUUCCAAAUGACCUUCCACCUGUUUAUUGCUGCGUUUGUGGGGGCUGCAGCCACACUGGUUUCCCUGCUCACCUUCAUGAUUGCUGCCACUUACAACUUUGCUGUCCUUAAACUCAUGGGCCGAGGCACCAAGUUCUGAUGUCUCAUAGAAAUCCCCCUUUCUCUAAUAGUGAGGCUCUAACCACACAGCCUGCAAUGCUGCGUCUCCCAUCUUAACUCUUUGCCUUUGCCACUGACUGGCCCUCUUCAUUCUUGACAAGUGUAACAAGAAAGGAGAGUCUUACAGUGAUUAAUGUCUCCCUGUGGAUCGUCCCCUCUUAUGUACCUCUUUUAGUCAUUUUGCUUCACAGCUGGUUCCUGCUAGAAAUGGGAAAUGCCUAAGAAGGUGACUCCCCAACUGCAAGUCACAAAGGAACAGAGGCUCUACUUCAAUUUUCAAGCUCUUCUGAGGAACAGGAAAGGCCUUCUUCUCAAAGGGCACUUCCACUGAUGGAAACAAAGUGGAAAGAAAGAUGCUCAGGUAGAGAGAAGGAAUGUCCUCGGUCCCUUUGCCAUCUAUAGGGGCCAAAAUUCUCCUUGGUGUACAAAACAGAGAAGUCACUCUUGUCUCCUUAUUACCACUGAAGACAGAAGAAACAAAGAAUACCAGCAAAGCAUUAAGAGCAUUUGCCCAAAUCUGCCUAUUGCAGCUGGGAGAAGGGGGUCAAAGCAAGGAUCUUUCACCUAUGGAAAGAGAGCGCUGACCCCGAUGGCAAUGGACUAAGCUCUAACUCAGCCAACCUUACUUAUAGCAUAAGGGAGCAUAGUGUCUGUGUAGACAGAGGGGGCAUCUGGCUUUACACCUCAUUAGGGAAAAGAAACAGGGUGUUGUCAACAUCUCACUCCCUUCUCCUUGAUAACAGCUACCAUGACAAACCUGUGGUUUUCAAGGAGCUGAGAAUAAAAGGAAACUAGCUUACAUGAAAAAAGACUGGCCUAAGGAGCAGCAGUUGCUGGUGGCUAAUAGUGUAACCUGAAAUGGCCCUCUGCUAGACACAGAAUAGAUAACUCUUUGGAUAGCAUGUCUUUUUUCUGUUAAUUAGUUGUGUGCUCUAGCCUCUGUCAUAUCUUCACAAUGGUGCUCUUUUCAUGGAGUAUUAUCCAUUCAGUCAUAGUCAGUGAUUUUAAAAUCUUGAUUUGUUUCAGAAUGAUACACAUUUUGCAUUUUCCAAUUUGUUUCUUACUUAUUUGGGGUUGUAUCGGAAAGGUCUGGAGAAUGAUUCUUUGAUUAUGAUUCUUUAAAAAAGGAAAAUUAACCAUUAAGCAUCACGAGUGAUACUUACAAUUGGCUAGUUCUAUGAAUCUGCUGAGAUUUUCUGUAAGUAUUCUGCCCUUUGCAGAAAUAGAUAGGUGAAUUUGAAUCUCAAUUUGCAUAAUCUGUUUGAUUGUUCUUUCUAAUUAGUGGGAGAUGGUUUUACUUAGCAAUAUUAUGUUGGCAUGUUAAGAGUCAAGUUUAACAUAAAGGGUAUUUUCUCCUGGUGUACAUCACUAAACAGAAUACACCAGCCAUCAGCUAUACAGUUGGCAAGCUUCCACAGAAAGGGACAGGCAGAAAGAGUUUGAAACUAGCAUAGCUCCCAGAUUUCAGUCUUUUCCUUUUCUUGUUCACUUUGGGUUAAAAAAAAAUUGUCUGAUUGUUUUUUACUGAAGGAAAGAUUUUUACUGUAGCUUUUUUAUUGUAAAGAGUUGUGUUGUUCUUUCCCCCAAAGUGGUUUCAGCAAUGUUUAAGGAAAUGUAAGAUCUUUACAAAAAGACACUUGAUACUUGUUUUCAGACCAGUAUACAAGAUAAGCUUCCAGGCUGCAUAGAGGGACGGGAGGGAAAAACUUCUAUAAGAAAUAAAUCAAGAUUAAGGAAAGGGAAGUAACGCAUACCUUGUGUUUUGUUUUGAUUUAAUAACAUAACAAAUAACCAGCCCUUCCCUGAGAACCUCACUUGCAUACAUACACACAUAUAUACACACACAAAGAGAGUUAAUCAACUGAAAGUGUUUCCUUCAUUUCUGAUAUAGAAUUUCAAUUUUAACACACAUAAAAGAUAAACUUUUAGGAACUUAUCUUACAAAAUGUAUUUUAUAAAAUUAAAGAAAAUAAAAUUAAGAAUGUUAUCAAUCAAAAACUGUGUCCUUUGAUUGAAUUGUUCUGUUUGACUUCACAAUAAAAACUUAAAAAUUGUA